AUGCUCCCCAGGACGGUUUACAGCUGUGGCAGGCAGCAAGUCUACAACUUUGCUUGGGCCGGACCAUAUAGUUGGACUGCCACAUACCGAGCCGCACCGUCAAGAAUUGCUGUACGCACUUUUACUCAAUCAGCCUUACUAAGACGUGACGAACCCGCCAAGAGGUCGAUUCAAGCUGCUAAAGUGGCAGAAAGCCCUCCAAGCCGAUCCGACAGUGCAGAGGUCACAAAGCCAGAGACCCUCCAGAAUGUAGUCACAGCUAAGGCGGGCCCAGACCCGGCCAAGAAGGAUACGACUCUCUUGUCGGAAAAGGUUGUGUCCAACAAGGAACAACGGAGAGUCGACCUCGCCAUCAUGAAGGAAAUGGUAAGAUAUCUGUGGCCGAGAGGCGAUUGGGGCACCAAGGCCCGAGUGGGUACUGCGUUGGGUCUGCUCGUGUCGGCUAAGAUCUUGAACGUCAACGUCCCGUUCUACUUCAAGAACAUUGUCGACUCGAUGAACAUUGAUUUUCUGGCAGUGGGUGGGACGGCUUGGACUGUGGCUGGUUCGAUGAUCGUGGCGUACGGUGUGACGAGGAUCGGGGCCACUCUCUUUCAAGAGCUGAGGAACGCCGUCUUUGCCAGCGUCGCGCAGAAAGCUAUACGAAACGUGGCUCGAAACGUCUUUUCCCACUUGCUCCGCCUGGAUCUCAAUUUCCACUUGUCGAGACAGACUGGAGGAUUGACACGAGCGCUUGAUCGGGGCACUAAGGGCAUCAGCUUCUUGCUGACCUCCAUGCUGUUCCACAUAUUUCCCACCGUGUUGGAGAUAGGAAUGGUGUGUGGGAUUCUCACGUAUCAGUACGGUGCUCAGUUUGCAGCCAUCACCGGAGCGACCAUGGCUGCGUAUUCGGUCUUCACCAUUACCACGACAUCGUGGCGAACAAAGUUCCGAAAGCAAGCCAAUGCCGCGGACAACCAGGGAGCCACGGUGGCAGUCGACACGCUCAUCAACUAUGAAGCGGUCAAGUACUUCAACAAUGAGAAUUUUGAGGUGAAUCGUUAUGACAAAGCGUUGAAGAAAUACGAAGAUGCGUCUAUCAAAGUUACAACGUCGCUAGCCUUCUUGAACACCGGCCAAAACGUCAUCUUCUCCAGUGCCUUGGCUGGGAUGAUGUAUAUGGCUGCGAAUGGGGUCGCAGAAGGUUCACUAACUGUUGGAGAUUUGGUCAUGGUGAACCAGCUUGUCUUUCAAUUGUCGGUGCCUCUCAACUUCUUGGGAUCGGUCUAUCGAGAACUUCGACAGUCACUUUUGGAUAUGGAAACACUGUUCAAUCUGCAAAAGGUCAACGUCACUGUGAAGGAGGUGACAAAUCCCAGGCCGCUGGCCCUGACCCGUGGGGGCGAGAUCAAGUUUGAGAAUGUCAGCUUUGGAUACCACGCUGAUCGACCGAUUCUGAGAAACUUGAGCAUGACGAUUCCGGCAGGCAAGAAAGUGGCCAUCGUCGGACCCAGUGGUUGCGGCAAGUCCACGAUCCUCCGACUCUUGUUCCGCUUCUACGAUGCAGAGUCGGGAAACAUAACGAUCGAUGGCCAAAACAUCCGCGAUGUGAGUCUGGACAGCCUCCGACAAAGCAUUGGCGUCGUCCCGCAAGAUACCCCGUUGUUCAACAACACCAUUGAGCACAAUAUCAGAUAUGGAAAGAUCGACGCCUCGCUGGACGACGUGAAGCGAGCGGCUCAAAGAGCGAGGAUUUUCGAUCUCAUCGAGCGUCUGCCGGCCGGGUGGAAUACCAUGGUGGGUGAACGAGGCAUGAUGAUCUCGGGUGGCGAGAAGCAACGCCUUGCUGUCGCCAGGCUGCUUCUGAAGGAUCCCCCGCUCUUGUUCUUCGACGAGGCCACCUCGGCCCUGGACACGUACACCGAACAGACGCUGCUGCAGAACAUCAACAGCAUUCUCAAAGAGAAGGCGCGCACGAGCGUCUUUGUGGCACAUCGCCUCCGGACAAUCUAUGACAGCGAUAUCAUUUUCGUGCUCAAGGAAGGCCAAGUCGUGGAGCAAGGUACUCAUGCGGAGUUGCUUGCCAUGAACGGCUUGUAUGCGGAUCUGUGGGCCGCGCAAGAGGUCUCGAUCGGUCAGGACAUGACUUUGGAGCGGUCACUUGAAGAGGAACGCGAACAGGACGAAAAGAAAUGA
Molecule: messenger RNA, 2175 nt
Organism: Exophiala spinifera
Lineage: Eukaryota; Fungi; Ascomycota; Eurotiomycetes; Chaetothyriales; Herpotrichiellaceae
Product: iron-sulfur clusters transporter atm1, mitochondrial
Exons: 1
Coding region: 1-2175 (724 amino acids)
Biological process (GO): transmembrane transport; intracellular iron ion homeostasis
Cellular component (GO): mitochondrial inner membrane
Molecular function (GO): ATP binding; ABC-type transporter activity; ATP hydrolysis activity
Source: RefSeq, a predicted model, not a curated record